Molecule: messenger RNA, 2695 nt
Organism: Vitis vinifera (wine grape)
Lineage: Eukaryota; Viridiplantae; Streptophyta; Magnoliopsida; Vitales; Vitaceae
Exons: 5
Coding region: 912-2276 (454 amino acids)
Biological process (GO): metal ion transport; transmembrane transport
Cellular component (GO): membrane
Molecular function (GO): metal ion transmembrane transporter activity
Source: RefSeq, a predicted model, not a curated record
AGCCUUCUAUACAUUACAAGCUUCUAGAAAUAUAUUUAUUUAAAUAAAAAAAAUAUUAUUAUUUAUCAUAUAAAAGUCAUUAUUUACUUAUAUUUUUGUUUUUUUUUAAAAAAAAUUCUAAAAAUUGAAAUAGAAGUAGUUCACAUAAGAAUUUUCAUCAUUAAUUUGUAGAAGAUUUCCUUCAUGAUUGAAAGUAUAAUUAUUAAUUCAAUUUAAAAAAGGAAAAAAUUGAAAAAAAAAAAAAUGAAGGGUGGUUGAGGAAGCUUCCUAGCAACUGGACUUCCUGAGGAAUGCGUCUCGUCUUAUCUUUCCUGUUUGUUCCCACCAUUUAAUUUUAUUUUUCUGUUAAAUUUCAACUCUUUUUGUUUGACAUUGCUUGAAUCCAUAUAGGAAUUGUUUUGUGGUUGAUGAACAACUCUGGCCAAGAACAACGGGUGGACCUGCCUGAUUGUGAGGUGAGUUAUUUCUAGUCCAGGCCUGGCAUGCAGAUUUCCAACGAGUAUAAGGUAAAGCAUUUUGUUGGUUUCCAUUGAUUUUUGUCGUUUUUGGGUGAUAAUGGAAAUGGGUUUGACUUAGGAAAUAAUUCUGUGUUGAUGCUUUUGGUGGGUAGGAUGCUGAAAGAUUUGGUUUUUGAAUGAUAUUUCAGGAAUUCGUGAAUAGGCAAAUUGAAAUCUUGGUGGAUUUGUUGCUGGUUUGAUUUGUGAUUCCGAUUUGGGGCCUUUUUUCCCAUUGUUUUGAGGCAUUUGAACUGGGUUUGAUUUGGUAGAAAGGGUUGCAGUUGAUUGUUUGGCUGUCGAAAAAUUUCAAUCCAUUGAAAUCUGGAAUUUGGUGCCAAAUUUGAAUUAGGAUCUAGUGGAUAGGUUUUUCUGUUGUUUCUUGAAUUGAUCAGACAAAGAUAGAUUUGGAAGGCUAUGGAGCUGGUUCGGGAAGAACCCAGCCCCAAUGGAGAGGUGGAGGAGGACAAUGACAGAGACCUCUCUGGGGAUACUCCUCUCAAGGAGACUCGCCAUAAUCGGACACAUUUUCCUGGUGCCGUGAGAAAGAAAGCAUAUAUAUUCAAUGGGUACGGCGAAUUCUAUAACAAGGAAUGGGAUCUUGCUGAAGGCACAGGCAAUGAGUUUUGUUGGUACCAUGUUGAACUCCCAAAAGGGAAUCAGAAACUCUCACAGGCUGCACAACAUCUCAUUGAUGUUCUUUGCCCACCUUUGAAACUCCAGGACAUUCUCUCACUUGUUAGCAAUGGACCUUUUUGUGGGCAUGUUGAUGGGGCACUUGUGUUUAGAGUCAAUUCACCGGGACCUGCCUCGAGUGAUUUUACGUUCCGAAUAGCUGCAAGAAUUACUGAGAGUUCAGUGAUUACGGUGUCCCUGGGCCGUGUUCCCAGGUUGGGGUUCUCACCAAUGGGUGAAUCUCUACUUUCAGAGGUCCCAAGAGUGGAGAGUCCUAGUUAUGUUAGAGGCGAGAGGAAGGAAGGGGGUGGAAUUGUGAUCAGGGAGCAUGUUCUUGAGUUUCUGUUGACAAUGAAUCAUUCUGAGGGGGGCGAUAAUCCUGUACCUAGAACUGUAUCAAAUCUUGUUGUUCACAUUAUUGAUACACAUGUGGACCAACUCCAAGAUCUUGUGACUAAACUUGAAAUGGAGUUGGAUUCAGUGGAGUUUGAAAUGGAUAAAGGUGGUUUUGCUUUGAAGAAACAAAUGCUGGAUGACAGGAGAUUCCCAAAAUUGCAUCUUAAUUUGCAGCGACUCUUGCAGGUAAUAGCACAUGGGGAGCAAGUGUUUCCUAGAGUCAAGGAAAAGUGCUCUUCAAAACGAUGGUUUGCCAACGAGGAUAUUAUCUCACUUGAAGAGUUAAUUGGACGGCUCAGGAGGUUAAAAGAGAAUGUUGGGUUUAUAGCCAAUCGUGUUACAGCAAUCCAGGCUGGUCUUGAUAGCUGGCAAGCUGAGCAAAUAAACAGGAAAUUAUAUUAUCUCUCAUUCCUCUCAAUAAUAUUCCUUCCCUUAUCCAUCAUCACUGGAGUGUUUGGGAUGAAUGUGGGAGGAGUUCCAUGGACAGGACAACGAGACCCAGCUCUAAAAAAUGGGUUCCGCAACGUCAUGUUACUGUGUGUGAUGAUGUUAUUUCUAGUGCUCUUAUGCUUUGCUUUCCCAGCUAUCUAUGCCCGUAUAGCUUCUUGGCGGAGACGAAGGGCUUUGCGGAGAAGCUGGUCGCUCAACAGGAAGUCAUUCCUUAAGAGAAUCCCCGGCGGAUCCGAAAGAGGGGGUUAUCUUAGGAUUUGAAGAGAGUAAUACUAUCUCAUGGAAAGUUCUUCAACCCACCAGUUGCCAUCAACCAACUUGGGUUUAUCCAUUUCUUGAAUGACAAACAAUAGCAUCUUAAUCAACUCCUCCAUGGAAAUGGAAAUUCUUGUGAAGUGUUUAAUGUUUAUUCCAGUCAAAGAUGAAGCAGGUUCGAGUUUUCUAGUUGGAAGUGAGCCUAUUCUUUUGUUGAUUCCAUUUUUCUAUCUUUCGUGUUUUCCUCUCAGUAUAUAUCGUCUUCCACUUCCAGAGAACCCAUUAACUGUAUGUGCAUUUUAUUUUUCGGUCCUAGACAGAUACAUUGAGAAUCAUUGUCAUUUAAUGUAACAGUAUGUUACUAACAUAAUCAUUGUCUAGUAACCCAUUAACUGUAUGUCACUAAAAAUUCCUCAAGAUGAAGA